UCCGUAUGGGCAUGUGGGCCACAAUUUGCGCUGGCACCAGAUCCCAUUCAUUGGAAUGGACUCCUGUGCUGCAGGACACGCAGGGAAGAAAUUCCUCUGUGUGGGUGGUGCAGCUGCAGGUAUUUUGUGCGGGUCCCCCAUUCCUCUGUGUGGGUGGUGCGGCUGCAGGUAUUUGUGUGGGUCCCCCAUUCCUCUGUGUGGGUGGUGCGGCUGCAGGUAUUUGUGUGGGUCCCCCAUUCCUCUGUGUGGGUGGUGCGGCUGCAGGUAUUUGUGCGGGUCCCCCAUUCCUCUGUGUGGGUGGUGCGGCUGCAGGUAUUUGUGCGGGUCCCCCCCAUUCCUCUGUGUGGGUGGUGCGGCUGCAGGAAUCUGUACGGGUCCCCACAUUCCUCUGUGUGGGUGGUGCGGCUGCUGGUAUAUGUGUGGGUCCCACAUUCCUUUGUGUGGGUGGUGCAGCUGCAGACAUUUGUGCGGGUCCCCCA
This is a messenger RNA of Staurois parvus, 479 nucleotides long. NCBI's taxonomy places the organism in Eukaryota, Metazoa, Chordata, Amphibia, Anura, Ranidae. The record is from the annotation of a GenBank genome assembly.